Messenger RNA from Sycon ciliatum, 3368 nucleotides. RefSeq lists its product as uncharacterized. Lineage: Eukaryota; Metazoa; Porifera; Calcarea; Leucosolenida; Sycettidae. The record is from RefSeq and is a predicted model, not a curated record. Bases 321 to 2570 code for a protein of 749 amino acids. The transcript is spliced from 2 exons.
CGAGUGAAAGAGGUGACCGUUCAAAGACAAAGAGAACUAAUACAAAUACUUCGCUGCACUGGGUAGCGCCAAUAGUAAGAACUAAUGCAGUUAGAAUCUAGAUUGUAGAUUUUUCCAGCUCACUUUUGCGAGCGAAGCUUGUGUUCGUGAAUGACCAGGAUUGGAUUUGCCUUGUGUGGUGCCGAUCCAGUGUGUCUGUUUUGUUCUUCAUCCUGCACAAGUGAAUACGAUCUAGCAGGUGUGUGUAGCCUCACUAGCAGCGAGGACAGACGUUCAACGCUAGUUGGUCUUCUAUAAUACAGGCAACUGCUCCGUCAGAAAUGUCCGGGAACGCGGAGGCCGCUGCCAGUGGGGCAGCUGCAGCGGAGGUUAGUCCUGCCGAUUUUGAGAAAACUGUGUACUCAAAGAGCAAGCUGGUCAAGUUAGUUAAUGCUGCUUCGAAGCGGAAGCUAGCGGAAGGAGGAGACCUAUGGCAAAGGGCUUUUUGCAUGCCACUAUUUCGUGCUAUCCAGAAGAAUUAUAGUACAUUUCCAGGUCCACCGUUGAAUGUAUUUUUGAGGCCGCUCUUUCCGAGCAACAUCAGUAAGAAUCAAGGCCAAGUAGUUCAGAGCGACAUCGCCAGUGAGAAUCAAGACCAAGUUCAGAGCGACAUCGCCAGUGAGAAUCAAGACCAAGUUCAGAGCGACACCACCAGUGAGAAUCAAGACCAAGUUCAGAGCGACACCACCAGUGAGAAUCAAGACCAAGUUCAGAGCGACACCACCAGUGAGAAUCAAGACCAAGUUCAGAGCGACACCACCAGUGAGAAUCAAGACCAAGUUCAGAGCGACACCACCAGUGAGAAUCAAAACCAAGUUCAGAGCGACAUCGCCAGUGAGAAUCAGGACCAAGUUCAGAGCGACACCACCAGUGAGAAUCAAGACCAAGUUCAGAGCGACACCACCAGUGGGAAUCAACCGCACCGCAACAGGGAGAAGCAAGGCCAAGUGUCACCCGCUCUUGCGCUAUGGCGUCUUGUGACAUACCAUAUAAAAAAUCCCACCAAGAAGAAGCAAGGGAACAGCAAGAGGCAACCAAACAACCCAACAAAAAAAAGGGAACGCCUUGUAUUGAAAAACGGCUGCGAUGGAUGUGUCUAUAAUUUCACAUCCCGCGAAUUUUGGAAAAAGCCGCAGUUGUUGAACAACCCUAAAGUUAAACAUCUCAUUGAACCAGUAAAAGUUGGCUUUGCAACAGUCCGUAGUGGGGAAACCGAAAAACCUGAAGACGUGGGUAAACGUCGUCUAGGGGAGCAAGAGAAGCUUUGGAUUGAGAGCAAAGUAACUGGCACACCAGUUCAAACAAAGAAGUGCAUCCGGGCAGAGUCACUUACUCACCGGCUACUGAACAUGCAGGAGUACCUGACAACGGAGUUGCGUCGCUUGAAAUGUAAGAAGGGCGGAACACGUUGCACGGUGUGCAACAACCUGGAAACCAAGGGAGCUGACAAUGAUGAUGAGACAUAUGGUCACCAUGAGUGGUUCACGCUGUCAACCAACACGACAUGUUGUAAAGAUCUGAAGGAAGCAGUGGAGAACGCAGUCACGCCCCUGCUUGCUCAGGAUAGCAGUCCUCCUGGAAGCAAGGCGAACGCCGUAAGGACAGCACAGCAGGUAAAGAAGGUGUUGACAAGUUUACUCGAGGAUGAACGGAUUAGCAGUCUAUAUCUAAAGAAGGCGAUAGGAGAUGUGGGAGAGCUGUCACAAACCAUCGCAGACGAUCUACGACAGACUAUCGACCAGGUCGAGACUAUCGACCAGCUUGUUGAUCUUCUAUUACACCACAUCCUGCGAGCAUAUAUUACACAAGUGACACGCUGGGCAUGUAUGGUAGUUGAUGCAUGGGUAGGUGAUGAGACCCCACCGACUGACGCAGUUGAGGCCUCAGUUGAGGAUACCACAGCGACUGCCGCAGUUGAGAAGAUCCUACAGCCGUGCAUGAUGUGCAUGUACAUGUACUUGGAGGAGAAUUUGUCACAGGAUCGAAUAGAUGGCCGUCUCUACAGCCAAGCCUGUACAGUGAUCUCUUGUCUUGUUGUAUACCGCUGGCUCUCUACUAGGCAGUCAACCGGCCGCAGCAUUUCCGAAUCGCAAUGCCAGGAUUUCGUUCGUGACAUCCGUGAUGGUAACUCGGCUUACGAUGAAGCUAAACCUGACGACAAACAUCUUGCUGCUUAUGACGCAUGCCACAUUCUUCAGACCAAAAGAAAUAUAUCGAUGUCUAUUAGGAAACGUUUGCCCUUUAAAAAAGAGUCUGAGCUGGCGGAAGCAUUGCAAGCUUGUGCUAAAGAAGCAGGUCGUGACAGGAGUAUACUGGGCGUUGUUCUUGUGAACCCUCCAUUCUCCAUCUCCCUGAUAUUCUUGCCAUCUGACGACGGAGUACAUGUGCGUCUCUACGACAGCCAUUCUCAUCGCCCUCGUGGUCCUCUUAUUGCUUUACUAGCCAGUGAUUGGAACGAAUCCGCAAGGGUCAUUUCUUUACUCGUUGACAAAAUCCGAGAUGGUCAUCUGUGCUUGCUGCGGAUUAAUUAAGGGCCAGAACCCAUUACUGCCACUGGUCACUCGACGGCACUCUGCUUAGGAACACGCUGGCUUUGCCUAGAAACUUCUUUGCAAACCGCAGUGUACAAUCAGUCAUGUAUAUUGUAUUAUACGUUGAAGUGUAUUUUUCAUAUGCCUUGGUUAGCCGCAACAUUCCACUAAAGUCACAGUAAAGAGGAUUGCGGCUUUUGACUAUGUACAGUGUACUACUAUGGUCCUUAGCAACCGUCAAACCAAAAUGGAGAUCAGACUUUGUAACAUUACACAGGUCUUGAGCUUUUUUCUUUUUAGUUUAUGCCGAGUGUUGAUUCACUGUCAUUUUGUCACAGUAGUUUGCCCUUUUCCCGCUGCUGCUGCUGCGAGUAUGGAGACUGUGCAUGAAGCAGACUUGCUGGUUUGGAGACUGUGCAUGAAGCAGACUUGCUGGACUAGACUGUGCAUGAAGCAUACUGGGUUUGAAUGUAUCUGUUCUGGUUUUUGUCAUUGUUAUGCUAUAGAUUCAUAGUUUUGCUCUUUUUAUACAUGUAGUUGCCGCUAGCAGUAAUACGGAGCUGCGGAGACAGAAGCGGACUUGAUUUGAAUGUACUUCGAAGUAUCUUUUCUGGUUUUUGUUUUUGUCAUUAAUUUUAUGCUAUUGAUUCAUAGUUUUGCUCUUUUUAUAGUUGCUUCUAGCAGUAAUAAGGAGACAGAAGCGGACUUGGCUUGAAUGCAUCUUUCUGGCUUUUGUUAUUUUUAUGCUGUUGAUUCAUUGUUUUAUCCAUGAUUACAUUGGCUUUACAUCCGAGUUCA